CUUCUGCUUUGCAUCGUGUUUGAAAAACAAACAGCCACACAAGGUUAUCAGUACCUCUCUCACAAGCUCUCUUGUAUAUGCAAAGCAAAGGCGAGCUCUGUGCUUGAGGUUAUAGCUGUUCUGGUCAACAGAGGAAUCCGCUCUCGGUCAUAUUCAAGAUCAGCUCACCAUGGGCCUAGGACUAACCAGGAACCAACAGAAACCAGUCCAAGUACUGCUAAUGGGCCUGGACUCAGCGGGUAAGUCCACCUUGCUAUUCCAUCUCCUGCAGGGAGUCAUUAUGGAGACCUCCCCCACAGUGGGCUUUAAUGUGGGGACCCUGGAUCUGGACAAAAAGACAUCCAUGACUGUGUGGGACAUAGGAGGACAGAGUACCAUGCGGACCAACUGGAAAUACUAUAUGGAAGGCUGUAAGGCUCUGGUGUUUGUGGUGGACAGCAGUGACCGGAAGCGCAUGGGAGAGGCCCAGAAGGCUCUCAAGAAAAUUCUGUCUGAUGCGAAUAUGAAAGACGUGCCACUUAUGGUUUUAGCCAAUAAGAAGGACCUGCCCAACUCCAUGACCAUCCGAGAGGUGUCUAAUCAGCUGGACCUUCCCAGCUACAAAGAGCGGACCUGGGAGAUCCAGGGCUGCAGUGCUGUGAAGGGUCUAGGGCUCCAGCAGGCUUUCCUGUCGUUGGCCAAACUUAUCAGGAAGAGUUGAGCUGGAUACAGAUUAGGUGGGGCAGUUCAGACUGCUGGUCAAAGAGGGCCAUGCUUGCUCAAUCUGAAGGUGAGUGUUGUUUCUCAUCGGACUGAAAAAAAAAAAGAUGAGAAUA
Alosa sapidissima (American shad) is the source of this 815-nucleotide messenger RNA. It is a transcript of the gene arl11, whose product is annotated as ADP-ribosylation factor-like 11. The transcript has a single exon. NCBI's taxonomy places the organism in Eukaryota, Metazoa, Chordata, Actinopteri, Clupeiformes, Clupeidae. Gene Ontology annotation, biological process: intracellular protein transport; vesicle-mediated transport. Gene Ontology annotation, molecular function: GTP binding; GTPase activity. Gene Ontology annotation, cellular component: cytoplasm. The record is from RefSeq and is a predicted model, not a curated record. The coding region runs from base 170 to 700 and encodes 176 amino acids.